Hyla sarda is the source of this 2286-nucleotide messenger RNA. It is a transcript of the gene ABHD6, whose product is annotated as abhydrolase domain containing 6, acylglycerol lipase. Lineage: Eukaryota; Metazoa; Chordata; Amphibia; Anura; Hylidae. The transcript is spliced from 9 exons. The record is from RefSeq and is a predicted model, not a curated record. The coding region runs from base 162 to 1175 and encodes 337 amino acids.
UGAUCCUGCAGUGAGAUCCCGGGACUGACCGGAGGAUCCUCUGGAGCCAGGGGCCGGGCAGGGGGUAGGUGAGCGGUUCCGGCCCAUGUCUGCCGCCAUCCAGCCCCAGGCGGUUGUGUGUUACCAUCGGCUCCACCGUACAGGGUCUGAUCACAAGGAACAUGGACCUGGAUGUACUGAACAUGUUCCUCAUUGCUGGGGGUACUUUGCUGAUCCCGAUAUUGGCUUUCGUGACCUCUUUCUUCCUUUGGCCGGCUGCACUGAUCAAAAUUUAUUACUGGUACUGGCGAAGGGCCUUAGGAAUGCAGGUUAAAUACGCCACCAAUGGGAACUACAAAUUCUGUUAUACAUGCCGAGGACGACCAGGACCAAAGCCAUCCAUCCUCAUGUUACAUGGAUUCUCUGCUCAUAAAGACAUGUGGCUGGCCAUAGCCAAGUUCCUUCCUAAAAACCUACACCUGAUUUGUGUGGAUAUGCCCGGGCAUGAGGGAACCACACGCUCUGCUAUAGAUGACUACUCAUUCAGUGGUCAGGUCAAAAGAAUACACCAGUUUGUUGAAAGCAUAAAUCUGAAUAAGAAGCCUUUCCAUCUUGUUGGUACAUCCAUGGGUGGAUGUGUUGCCGGGGUUUAUGCUUCCCAAUAUCCGUCUGACAUCUCAAGUGUGACUUUAAUUUGCCCUGCAGGUUUGCAAUAUCCCAAUGACAGCACAUUCCUGAAACAGCUGAAAGACAUAAAGGAAUCUGGAAAUGAUGAAAAGAUUCCCCUAAUUCCAUCCACCACAGAAGAAAUGGAGCAAAUGCUGAAGCUUUGUUCAUACGUCCGCUUCAAGAUUCCACCACAGGUCUUACAAGGACUUGUGGAUGUUCGCAUUCCUCACAAUGACUUUUAUAGAAAAUUAUUUUUAGAUAUGGUAGAAGAGAAGUCACGUCACACUCUACAUGAGAGCAUGCACAAAAUCACUGCUCCUACUCAAAUUAUAUGGGGCAGACAGGACCAGGUGCUUGAUGUUUCUGGAGCAGAAGUCUUGGCUAAAGCAAUACCUGGAAGCCAAGUGGAGAUCCUAGAGAACUGCGGGCAUUCAGUUGUGAUGGAGCGACCACGAAAAUCGGCAAAACUCAUAGUAGACUUUAUAUCUUCCUUGCCAACCACAGAGAACAAUAAGAAGCAUGAUUAAACAUUGAGGAAUGCUCAGGACUCCUUAUGGUCCUUUCUAUACUGUAUUUCUCUGAGCCUCUCAGGGGAUCUUGUAGACCUUCUAGGAAAGUAGCUUAGUUCCUUGUGAACAGAAGACCAGAACUGUGUCUUAUUACAGAUCACUUCCAGUGCAGCAGAGUCUUUAGUACAAUGCAUUGCACACAAUGGGUAUUGCACACUGUGGUUCUUCCAAAGACUAUUGUAGAUGGUACCCGAUGGCAUUGUAAUAGUUAAAGCCAGCUGAUACACUGAUCCUAAUGCACUGAGCCCACUGCCCCGAAACCAUGUUAUGAUAGAAGCUAGAUGAAUUUAGCUUGUUUAUUAUAAGAUAUAAUAUAGUAAAAAAGUAAAGGAAUCCCACUAGUUGUGGUAAGAUCAUUUUAUUGUGCUGGUAUUAGCCAUUUGAUAUGGUUGGGACAUGCAAAACAUUGCACCACUUGCGGUGAGUACACUAAUAUCUGGGUAUUGUGCCUUCCAAGCAGUUAUAUGCAGAUAGCAUUAUAUACAAAUCAGCUUUGACACUGUGCCCAUGAUGGAUGAUUCUGCUGCUACAGAAUGAGGACUGCAUGGCUGUAUAUUUGGAUAUAUCCCUCCAGACCAUUUAUUGAGUCAUUGUCCUGUAGAACUACUAAUACACCAGUCGUACACAAUGCCAAAGAACCGAGAGACUGAGAUUAUCAUUCGGGAGUUAAUGGAUAAAAGUAUCAGUCUGCUAAAUUUCACAGAUCGGACCUUUCUUUUCAGUGCUGAUCUUGCAGAAUCUAUGCCCCUCAUUUACUAUUGCAAACCCGACAUGUUUUGGCGGGUUGUGCGCCAGAUUCUGUCGCAUUACGCCAGAAAUUCUGUCUGCGCCAGAUUUUGCGCCAGAAUUGAAAAAAAACAGACUAACUCUCCAUUUUGCUGAGAAAACACGAAAAAGGGGCAUGGCCGCUGGGAAAAGGGGGCGCAGUCUCUGAAAAGGGGCGUGUUUCCAACAUUUUCACAAAAAAAACAACAUAUUUACUAAGGUUUCCACAUAAAAUGUGGUGGAUUUGAGCUGAGGAAAACCCUACAGAUCAGAGCAUGUGUAAAAAAAAAAAAAAAAAAGCAAA